Molecule: messenger RNA, 891 nt
Organism: Necator americanus (New World hookworm)
Lineage: Eukaryota; Metazoa; Nematoda; Chromadorea; Rhabditida; Ancylostomatidae
Exons: 1
Coding region: 1-891 (296 amino acids)
Source: RefSeq, a predicted model, not a curated record
AUGACAUCGGCAACUAUCGUCCAAUCUGCUUACUGUCCGUCAUCUACAAGCUCUCUUACAAAAGUGAUCCUUAAUAGGAUUGAAAAAGUCUUGGAUGAAGGACAGCCAUGCGAGCAAGCAGGGUUUCGAAAAGGAUUCAGCACGAAUGACCACAUUCACACUGUUUCGAAACUUAUAGAGGUAUCUCGAGAGUACAAGAUGCCGCUCUGUCUCACCUUCAUCGACUUGAAGAAGGCCUUCGACUCAGUUGAGACGGAAGCGGUCGUGGAAGCCUCGGACAACCAAGGCGUCCCUACUCAGUACAGAAAGGUACUUCGAGAGUUGUACAGUAACUUCACGACCGGAAUUUCGCCAUUCUACAAGAACAUCAUCAUUGACGUGAAGAGGGGGGUCCGACAGGGUGAUACAAUUUCACCCAAAAUAUUCACAGCCACCCUCGAGAACGCAAUGCGAAAGUUGGAAUGGGACGACAUGGGAGUGAAGGUUGAUGGUCGGCAGCUACACCAUUUGCGCUUUGCUGAUGACAUCGUACUGAUAACACCAAGCAUCAGCCAAGCGGAACGAAUGCUGACUGAAUUCGACAAAACAUGUGGAUGCAUCGGUCUUCAGCUGAAUCUACAAAAGAUGUUCAUGCGGAACGGAUGGAUCUCGGAUGCCCCAUUCACGCUCAACGGAACGAACAUAUCCGAAUGCACCAGCUACGUUUGUCUCGGUUGGGAACUGAACAUGAUGAACGACCUGACCCCCGAACUGGGCAGGAGGAGACGAGCGGCUUGGGGAGCGUACAAGAGCAUCGAGGAUGUGGUGAAGAAGACCAGGAACACCCGGCUCCGUGCUCACCUCUUCAACACCACCGUACUUUCUGCUUUGACCUAUGCUUCGGAAACCUGA